AUUAUUAUCUUAUAUAUUAUCUUAUUACAUAUAUUAUCUCGGUAGGUAUAUUAUCUUACAUAUGUAGCCCUUCAUAAUUUAAAUGUAAACUAUACGCAUGCGCAUUUUGCGUAUCUGUUACUGUCGUCUGCACCCUAUGUUUGAUUCAUUAAAAUUAAGUUUUCAGUUAUCGCAAAAAUAAUUAAUUAGAAGCCUUCGCAUCGAAGUUUUUUAUAAGAGAAUACAUACUAUUAAAAUUUUGUAAAAGUAGUGUCGAUUUUAGAGGAAGCCGUAAGUGACUGUUCUGAUUGACAUUUGAAAGUGAGGUUAAAAUGAGAAUUUUUAUAAACAUUUUUAAAUUGUUCGUUGCGUUUCUCUCCAACUACGCACGUGGCCUAUUUUAUAUUGUAACUACAAUUUUAAUUUUGUGUUAUUGUUUACAUCCGGCGAGAUUCGCUUCGCAUUAUACAUUCAUAAAAACUGAAGAUAUUAAUCAUGAAAUGGAAAGAUCAUAUCCACCAAGAGAUAACUCUUGUACCAUUCCAAUAAGUAAUGAACGAUCUUCUCAGUUACUAUAUCCAAGGUAUUAUAUUCAAGAAGAUCCAGUUGCCAUAGCUCGUCGUUUGGGAAUCCUUCCUGGAGGACAAUGGAAACCAUUGAAUUGUUAUCCUCUUUUCAACGUUGCUAUUAUUUUACCAUAUCGCAAUCGACAAAGGCAGCUUACCAUCUUUAUGAAUUACAUACAUCCUUUCUUACAGGCACAGAAUCUUAAUUAUAGAAUAUUUGUAAUAGAGCAAAGCCCUAUGCGAGAAUUUAAUCGUGCCAAAUUGUUUAAUGUCGGAUAUGCGGAGGCAACUAAAAUCAAUGAUUUUCAUUGUUUCAUAUUUCAAGAUAUAGAUUUGAUACCACAGAAUCUUAACAAUAUCUAUGCUUGCACUAAAAUGCCAAGACAUAUGAGUUCCAGUGUAAAUACGUUCCGGUAUAAUUUACCUUAUACUGGUUUAUUUGGAGGAGCAAUAGCAUUGACUCGUAAGCAAUUUGAAAGGGUUAAUGGCUUUUCUAAUGUUUUUUAUGGGUGGGGUGGAGAAGAUGAUGAUUUUUAUAGCCGUCUACAAUCAAGAGGACUUCAAAUUACACGGUUUGGGCCUGAUGUAGCAAAGUACUAUAUGAUGAUUCAUAAGAAAGAAUCUCCUAGUAAUGCGAGGUUUGCAAAUUUAGAAAAUGCUGCUAGAAGAUAUGAUACCGAUGGUAUUAGCAAUCUUGAAUACAGAGUAUUAAAUCAUCAGCUACGACCAUUGUAUUCUUGGAUAUUAGUUGAUGUUUAAUUUUAACUUUAUACUUCAUUUUGUAUAAUCUUUACAGUUCUUUUCUGUUGUACUAUUUGCAACUAUUAGAUAUCAACAGUAUAAUAAAAUGUCAUUAGGUCUAGUAUUUUAUAAUUUAUAUUUAUGGUUGUACAUUUACAAACUUAUAUACUAAUUGUGAUUAGAGAGUGAUUAGUUGAUAUUAACAACUAGUAUAUACAAGGUUUGAAUUGUAUAUAUGUGUUUUGCAAAUAUCAUGUUGACUGUGUCAUUUUUUUACAACAUUAUAUGCUAUGGCUUUGGAGUCUAUAUAAUAUAAUCAUGUCCAUAUAUUCCUAGCUUUGCAAAGAUCAUGUUUAUCGAAGUUUUAAGUGAAAUAAAUAUUACAUGGUAAAAAUAUUUAUUAUAAAUAUUUACAGUGAGAAUACUUGUGCAAGUAGAUAGUAUGUAAUAUAUAUAUUACUAUAUUAUGCAGUAUA
Molecule: messenger RNA, 1762 nt
Organism: Vespula pensylvanica (western yellowjacket)
Lineage: Eukaryota; Metazoa; Arthropoda; Insecta; Hymenoptera; Vespidae
Product: beta-1,4-N-acetylgalactosaminyltransferase bre-4-like
Exons: 2
Coding region: 312-1304 (330 amino acids)
Biological process (GO): carbohydrate metabolic process; glycosphingolipid biosynthetic process
Molecular function (GO): N-acetyl-beta-glucosaminyl-derivative 4-beta-N-acetylgalactosaminyltransferase activity
Source: RefSeq, a predicted model, not a curated record